Molecule: messenger RNA, 2234 nt
Organism: Anolis sagrei ordinatus
Lineage: Eukaryota; Metazoa; Chordata; Lepidosauria; Squamata; Anolidae
Product: veficolin-1-like
Biological process (GO): complement activation, lectin pathway
Molecular function (GO): antigen binding; signaling receptor binding; carbohydrate derivative binding
Source: RefSeq, a predicted model, not a curated record
AUAUAGAAUUCCAUGUGGGUAAUGGACAAAUUUAGUGGUUCCUUUGCCACUUGAAUAUGGACCGCAUGCCCCCAAAUUGAUCAAAACCCUGGUUUCCCCUGACCUCAAUGUCCCAAAAGGGGAUUCCAAACUGUGUCUGAUAGCCACAGGGCUCCAUCUCCCCUCAACAGGAUCGGACCUUGCAUGUGCACCAAAACCCUAAUUGCUCUGUUAAGUUUUCUUUUUACUGUAUGACCUAUGCAGUAGUGGAGUAGACUCCCCAUCUUUGAAGGUCUUUAAACAGAGAUUGGAUGGGCAUUUUUCAUGAGUGGCACUUUUACAUGCGGAGAUAGUGUGGUCCAUAUGAAUGGAAAAGAGAGAAAAAACAGGAGGAUAAAGCUUGUGGAAAAGAAAAGACAAGGAAUGACAAAGAAGACACAGGCUCAUGUGGACAAGGUGAAAUAGAUACAAACAGAUAAAGCAAAAUGAUAGAUAUGACAUUAUUUAACUGGAAUGUCCAUGGGUUAAAUGAGGCCCAUAAAUGGAGGCAGACAUUCCACUACUUGGAAAAAUAGAAAACAAGAUGUGCCUACAAAAUACACACAUUAAAAAAGUGAGAGAUUGCCUUUUAAUUUGAAACUGAAGCUAUAUUUCUCAACUUUGAUGAAGAAGAAAAGAAGCAGAUAGUUAUCUAUGUGAAUAAGAGAUAUGUGAACAAAAAGAUUUUCCAGUAUAAUGAUAGAUAAUACUUAGGAGUGGAGAAGUAUAACUACAGGGGGGAAACAAUAACAAAGAACUAUAAGAUCCAGUAUAGGUUGCUUCACUCAUCAUUAUGACUCAGGCAAACAAGACACAGACAAAAAGUGAGUAAGAGUGAACAACGAUAUAUAGGCUUCAGGAAGAAGCACUUCUAUCUAAGACAGCAAUGAGACAAAGGAAAAGAAACUUCUACAACUCAGCAAAUGGAUCAAAGUUCAAAGGUGGGUGCUAUUCAACAGGAGGAAAUACUUGCUAAAUAAGGUGCUGCACAAUUUGGAGGUUUCAAAUGUUUGCUGUAAAAAGGGAAUAUAAAAUGUCAGGUAUGCCAGCUCUUGUGAAAACAGCCAUUUCAAAACAGAAUAUUUCAGUCUAGCCCUCUUCAGUCAUUUCCACGUGCCAUUAUUUAGAGAAUGACUUGCUCUCUAUAUAAAGGGUACUAGGGCAUUCAUUCAUAGACAAAGCCAGGAAGGUAACCUAUGAGGCAAGAUGGCUGGCCGGAUGGGCUUUCACCUGGCUGUGACCUGCUUUGCUGUCAUGUCUAUGGAGAGAGGAAGCUUUGGAGAAGAGACAGAAGCUAGCUGCUGUGCACAGCUGAAGGGCUUAUCGCAGUGUGGAAUGGACAAGAUCUUUCUCCAAGGCCAGGCAGGCAUCCCAGGAAUUCCUGGCAUUCCAGGAACAAACGGGUUGCCCGGAAUGAAAGGAGACCUCGGACUCCAGGGCUCCCCAGGUGACAGAGGCCAUGAUGGGGCACCUGGGAAAGCUGGACCCAGGGGAGAGAAAGGAGACCACGGAGAGGCAUGCAGUCUUGCUAGAUGUCAGCACCAAGAGGCAAGAGCCAAAGACUGCAAAGAGCUUCUGGGGCGUGGAGAGAUGCUGAGUGGUUGGUAUACAAUCUACCCUGCCACAGGGAAAGCAAUGGUCGUCUUCUGUGACAUGGAGACUGACGGAGGAGGCUGGCUGGUUUUCCAGAGGCGACAGGAUGGAUUAGUGGAUUUCUACCGUGACUGGCAGUCCUACAAAAAUGGGUUUGGAAACCAAGACUCUGAAUUCUGGCUGGGCAAUGAUAAAAUCCAUCUACUCACAAACUCAGGAACACAGCAGUUGCGGAUUGAUUUGAAGGACAUGAGUGACACUACGACUUAUGCAACGUACACUAAUUUCAAAAUCUCAAGUGAGGAAGAAAAUUACACACUGUUUGUGGGCUCUUAUAUAGGUGGCAACAUGGGUGAUUCAUUUUCAGGGCACAAUGGCUUUGCAUUCUCCACACGAGACAGGGACAAUGAUGGCCAUGAAUCAGGAAGCUGUGCUGUGCUGUAUAAGGGAGGCUGGUGGUAUAGCCAAUGCCACACAUCCAACCUGAAUGGCCUGUACCUCAGAGGGGAACACACUUCUUAUGCCAAUGGCAUCAACUGGGUUGCUGGAAAGGGGCACCAUUAUUCUUACAAAUAUGCAGAAAUGAAAAUUCGACCUCAGUAAAUGAAAUCUCUUUCUCUUCA